Messenger RNA from Closterium sp. Yama58-4, 816 nucleotides. Lineage: Eukaryota; Viridiplantae; Streptophyta; Zygnematophyceae; Desmidiales; Closteriaceae. The record is from the annotation of a GenBank genome assembly.
AUGAGCAAUAGCACGGACCACAUCUCCCUCUAUGACUACGCGUCUGGUGCUGCCGCUGCUCCUGCUGCCACAGCCGAGCUUAGUGUCCGUUCCCACUGGCAGACUCGUGACGCAGCUGCUCGCCUAGCCAUUCGCAGUCACCUCCCGCUAGCUGAGCUCGAACAUUUUGGCGACUGCAAAUCCGCUAAGGCCCUGUACGACGCUGUCGUCGCUCGCUACUCCUCGCCUGCCACAGCCGAGCUUAGCCGCCUCAUGCUGCCGUACCUGUUCCCCGAUCUGUCCACCUUUACUACAGUCGCCGAUCUUAUCACCCACCUUCGCACUAGUGAUGCUCGCCUGCGUGCCGCCCUUCCCACCGAGUUCUGCGCUAAGAACCCCCCUCCACUGUACUGGACACUCCACUUCAUAGUCACCCGUCUCCCUGACACCCUCCGCUCAGUUCGAGACCACUUCCUUGCUCGCUGUCCCACUGAGCUCACAGUCGCCCUCCUAGAGGAGCACCUGCUCGCGGCCGAAAAGAGCAUUGUAGCUGUCGGUGCUGCUCGUGGCGCUCCUCGCACCCCCAUCUUUGAGGGGUGUUCUCCCUCUCCCCUCGCUCCCUCCUACGCUGCUGCUGCUGCUGUUGACUUCCUUGGUGCUGAGUCUGAGGUGGGGGAGGUGGGGGGGGAGGCGGUGCUGGAGGGAGCGGUGGCGGGAGCGCUGGUGGGAGUGGGGUCGGUGGUGGAGGCGGGGGCGGCGGAGGAAGCAGUGGCAGUAGUGGCGGCGGCGGCGGUGGCGGCGGUGGCGGUGGUGGCGGUGGUGGCGGUGGCGGUAUAG